Molecule: messenger RNA, 885 nt
Organism: Lodderomyces margitis
Lineage: Eukaryota; Fungi; Ascomycota; Pichiomycetes; Serinales; Debaryomycetaceae
Product: urea carboxylase-associated family protein
Exons: 1
Coding region: 1-885 (294 amino acids)
Source: RefSeq, a predicted model, not a curated record
AUGGUUGAAUCAAUUUCAUCGCAAUUGCCCCAAAAAACAACUUACAAGUUACCAAAACCAAAAGCAGCAUAUUAUCCUCAUCCAGGAUCACCUUUAUAUGCCGAUAAAUCCUUUUACGAUUCUAUAGCUAAAGCUCCUAAAACACUUGUUGACAAAAUUCGGUGUGAACCACGUACAGGGAUUGCCAUCAAGAUACCAGCGAAAUCGGUGUUUAGAAUUACAACUCCUGAUGGACCACAGGUUUGUGAUUUGAAUAUUUGGAAUUUGAAUAAUUUUAAAGAACGGUUCUGGGCUGCUAGAACUAGACAAUUGCAUUCUGCUCAUGUGUCGACUUAUGAUAGGCUUUGGUCGAAUUUGCCAUACUUGCGUCCACUAGUCACCAUCAUUGGCGAUACUAUGUCUGCCAGACACGAUGAAUGGGGUGGAAGAGUCCACGAUACCUUGGGUACACGAUGUGACCCAUACGUAGACAAGUUAAUCAGUGGGAAAGAUAACGACAACCAUUGUCAUUCCAAUUUAUAUCGAGCUAUUAGACCUUUUGGAUUGACAGAAUUUGAUGUUCAUGAUGUCUUGAAUGUGUUUCAAGUCACUGGAUUAAAUGAAUAUGAUCAGUAUUUCAUGGAGGCCUGUCCUGCUACUAAAAGCGAUUAUUUUGAAUUAUUUGCUGAAUUGGAUUUGCUUGUUGCAAUAAGUGCCUGUCCUGGCGGAGAUUUGUCACAAUGGGGGUGGGGUGAGCAUCAAGACGAUUUAAACGAUCUGAAAAUGGUUGAUUGUUGUCGUGCUCUUGAAAUUGAGGUGUAUAAAUUAGAAGACGAAGAUGGUGUUUUACAAGGGUGGAAACAGCCUGAAGUUGUCAACUACACGGGUAAUCAUGGAUUGAAGUAG